This is a messenger RNA of Parnassius mnemosyne (clouded apollo), 243 nucleotides long. Lineage: Eukaryota; Metazoa; Arthropoda; Insecta; Lepidoptera; Papilionidae. The record is from the annotation of a GenBank genome assembly.
AUGGUGCAAUGUAAGAAAUGCAAACUGUUUCUAUCUUUGGCUAAAGAGGAUGUAGUGAGAUGUAAGGGAGAAUGUGAAAAUGUUUACCAUAAAAAAUGUGUAAAUAAAAAGUUCCUAAGUAGUAUGCUCUGCGACGACUGCCAGACAAAUAAAAGCAGCCCUAAACAGUCCGUAGAUGAUACGAAAAUCACAUUAAAUCCUAGUGAAGAGUCUGGAUUUGCCUUUAAAUUCUACCAAAGAUGA